Molecule: messenger RNA, 1118 nt
Organism: Vitis riparia (riverbank grape)
Lineage: Eukaryota; Viridiplantae; Streptophyta; Magnoliopsida; Vitales; Vitaceae
Exons: 3
Coding region: 35-754 (239 amino acids)
Source: RefSeq, a predicted model, not a curated record
UUCACCUUCCUCUCUUUCUCUCUCUCCAAUCUCCAUGGGUUGCGGGGCGUCGAAGUGCAGCCAUGGCGACGAUCCGUCGCCAGCCGGACUUCGUCGACCCCUCUUCCGCUGCUCCGGCGAUGAGAUAAAAAGAAGAAGCACAUGUAUGUUCGGAUGUGGCACCACCCUCUCCAAGAAGGAGCUGCUCACCAACGGUGAUGCAGACAUCGACGAUUACCCGAUUAAUGGUUCCAACGAGGAUGGCCGGAGAAGCAUGUCAUCGUCCUCGUUGGAGGAUGGAUCGACGAGGUUGAAGGUGGCAACGGAGUCUGAUGGAGAGGCUAUCAUGAAAGCCCCGGGAACUGAGAGUGGGAUAACCUCCUUAUUGCCUAUACAAGAGGAGGGCAGCAGGGGAGAAGAAGAAAUGGGGAAGAGAGGCAGAGAGGAGGAAGGGGAUGAUGAAGAAGAAAGGGAAGAGGAUGGAAAAGCCAGUGGUGAGGAGGUUGGAUUGGUGUGUCCUGGUUCACCUAGUUUCAGAGAAUAUUGCACAGCCACUGAUAAUGGUACGAAUGACGCCACAAGGAACAACUCGCAGAGUGAUCUGAAGAAUGCUGAGAGUUCCCAAUUUUCGAAUUCCAAUCAGGGCUCCUCGAUGAUUCAACCAGUGAAGAAAGACAAGAAAGGAAGGAGAUUUAGGAGGGCGGUAAUGAAUCUAAUGGCCAUCAAGUCAUCUCCAUCUAGUUCUUCCCAAGUCAGAGCCUCAACUUCUGACUGAGAAAGCAUCAGCUUGAACAUGCUAGGAAGAAAGGGGACUGCCUUCCACACCUAUUCCCUGAUGGGUUUUUCGCCUUUUUUUCCAUUCUUUUUCUUGGUCACAUGUUCUGCUCUUUAGCAAAGACGGGAAUAGUUAAUGCGACCGAAAGAAUGCUAAUUAUGUACCCAAUGUAACAUGAAGCUGAGAUGAAGAUGCGGCCUUAUGUUGAUCUUCAGUAUCGGCAUAAGUGAAUCUCUAUUUAGAGUGCUUAAUUACAUAUAUGUGAAAAACCGAUCAUCCUCGCCUGCAUUGCUGGUGAGCCAAGUCCAUGUACACCGAUAUAUCACUUUAUAACAAUAUAAACCAGGGUGAUCUCUUGCUGGAA